This is a messenger RNA of Aricia agestis (brown argus), 2963 nucleotides long. It is a transcript of the gene NimA, whose product is annotated as mucin-5AC. The transcript has 8 exons. Bases 135 to 2774 code for a protein of 879 amino acids. Gene Ontology annotation, molecular function: protein binding. Lineage: Eukaryota; Metazoa; Arthropoda; Insecta; Lepidoptera; Lycaenidae. The record is from RefSeq and is a predicted model, not a curated record.
GAUGCGGUGAGCUCCUACACGCUCCUGAGACUCUGGUAGUUUGUGUGUUGUGAUCUCGUGGUUGGUGAAUGAUAUUUACAGAUAGUAUACCACGAAGAAAAUGUGUUAAGCGAAAAUGAAUUAAAUGUGUGAAAAUGCUUUUGGGAUGGGGGCGAGAGACGAUAUGGUUGUUGGUGGUAGUGGUGAUGGUGGGGGAGGUGCGGGGGCUGAGCGGCUCCAACGUGUGCAUGGUGCAGCAGAAAUACAACAUUACGAAGCGUGUGAAGUAUCGCGCGCCGAUGUCGGUGCGAUCAUACGUGUGGUGCUUCUCCAUACCGCCGCGAUGUUCAAUGUGGAAGACUGAGAUGAGGGACCUCACCAAAUUAGAGACUGAGGAGCGCAACGCCGAAGUGGCAGUAUGCUGCCCGGGGUAUAAGAUGAAGGAUAUCUCCUGUAUUCCGAUCUGUCCUAAUGGAAAAACAGGACGCGGAUGCACAGAAGACUGUCCACCAAAUAAAUGGGGUCCGAACUGCGUACACGAGUGUAAGAAAUGUCGUAAUGGAUUCUGUUCACCAAUUACGGGGGAAUGUGAUUGUUUGGAAGGAUGGCAAGGUGAGAGUUGUCAGACCCGCAUGUCUACCACGCCAGCUACAACUGCUUUAGCAGAAGAACUACUAACAACUACGAAAUCUUCCACACAAACGCUUGCUUCUAUUAAACCGAUUGAGACAACUUCAAAAAGUACGACACCUAUAAGCUCAACAACUAAUUUCGUUACACAGUCGAUAGCUACUUCUAGCAAAGUCACUACUAUGAAACCAGUAGUUUCUACCACAACCACGAAAGCUACGACGGCACUUUCCACGACUACUUCUUCUACAUCCUCAUUAACAACUGCGAGCAAUACUUAUACCAAUGUAACUUUACCAUUACAACCUUCAUUGUGGACAAAAAGUGAAAGUACUACUGUAUUUCCAAAAACUUUCAUUAAGACUUACGUAUAUAAUAGAACAGAGAUGCCAGAGUUAGAACCUAAAGGUACGUCAGCACCAUUACUACCUCAGCAUGUCACCACGGAUAUGACGAACUCUUCAAUGACUACUAAAAUCCCUACUACAUUCACAAGCAGAAAAUCCUUAACAACUGCAACAAAAUUAGUCAAAACUACCAUACAUACGAUGACUGAAAAUGAAAGCUCCACUCUUGAAACCAAAACUACUAAAAAGGCAACCACUUUGAAGAGUUUUCCGAGUACGAUUAAAUUAAAACCAAAAGAAAUAUGGAUCAAGCCAACGCAGAAAGGUGAAAUUCCUAUUAUUGAAAUAAAACACAAAGCACAUGAAACUUCGUAUACCAGAAUCAAAAGUGCCAUAAAUAAAAAUGAAAUGCCAACAGAAGUGACGACUCCAAAAACUAUUAUUGUUUCUAUUAUUCCUACAUCGGUUUCUCAUGCUAGUUUCAAAAAGAUUGCUUUGACUACAGUGCCAUAUAACAUGUCUCACAAAAAUAAUGUUACUUCAACGUUUUCUAAAAAGACUGGAGUCACGAAAGCGAUUGAUUCUCAUGUGUCAACCGCACUACCUUAUACAAUUAAAAUAUUACAUCCAAUAAAAGAGAGGAAAUUAAAAGUUUCUGAAUCUAACAGAAGUCUUAUAAAUGAAAAUAUUAACAAAUCAAUAAGUACUCCGAAAAAACACUUAAAAGGACAUACCUCUGAAACUUUUAACAUUUCUACUGCUAAGGCAUUAUUUAAUACUACCAUGGCUACAAGUCGUACGACUAACAGCAUGAGCACGGCGAAUGAAUCAAGUGGCAUAAGACUAAAUCUUUCUACCUUAUUAACAAACAAACUUCUGACUAACCAUAAAAUGCGAAAUAGUACGAUAGAAAUAACCACAGUAAGCUCUAAUAUGCGGCCACAAUAUACUAAAGUACCUAAUUAUAACAGAACGCAAAGCGUAAAUAAACUAACACAUAAAGUUAGUGUUACAAAGAUGAUUGCAAACGUGAAGACAACAAAAAUGCCAAUCGCAAAACAUGCAACAAAAGAAAACACUACAGCCAAGAAUGUUCAUAAAAAUCUUAAUUCAAUAACUACUAAGGAGCCCGUUGAGGAUGAAACUUUUCAUAUUUUAACAGAGCCAGAGCACAUAACUGCAGUGAUGACAGACAAAGAGAGAGAGCACACGUCUGUGGAUUUGGUCUCUGUGGUCAGCAUAGCUGGUGGAGUGAUGAUGGCGGUGAUCACAGUAGCAGUCGUGAUAGUCAUGGUAGAAAGAUGUAGAAGGCCACGAUACGAUGACGUCAGAAAGAUGGACGAAAUGAGAAUGCAAUCGAUGAUUGACAGUGACGAUGAACCGCCACCAUACGUAAGAAGCAUCUUCCAUACACCCUUGCCAGAACCGCCAUCAGAGAAGUGUCAUUACCAGCCAAUAACAACGCUCGACAGGAAUUUAAAACAAUUCAUGAGACCCGUAGUGGUGCAGACCAUUUCGCCUGUUAUGCUGGAAAACUUUAGAGGUAUUUUGGAAUGCCACUACGAUCAUUUACCCAGGCGACAACACGACUUUGACGUACCGCUACGAAGCUCGAUAACGCCAUCUACAAACUACUCGGACGAACUACGUCCGCUCUCCGUGACUGACACGAUCGAGGCUUUAAAGUGUGAAGCGAAAUUCGACGUUAUUGACAGUACCACAUCCGAGCCAUUGUACGCAGAAAUACCCUGCUGGCGACCCCCUUCCGAGCAUGCUAUAGAGGUCAAUUUGAACGGAGAAGCAGUGACUGAGUUAUGACAACCUAACUGCCAUGAUGUUUCUUCUUGCAGCACAUAGAUGGCGCUAUUUUUAAGUGUAGGAUGAAUGUUAGUUUACGAGUUAAUUAAAAUUAAGUUAAAUAUUGUAUUGAAUGUCAUUAUUAUACCAAAGAUGUAAUGAUUGUGUGGUUCGUGUUGUAUUAUUAAGAUUUUUAAUUGUAAUGCAGAA